Molecule: messenger RNA, 861 nt
Organism: Histoplasma mississippiense
Lineage: Eukaryota; Fungi; Ascomycota; Eurotiomycetes; Onygenales; Ajellomycetaceae
Exons: 3
Coding region: 1-861 (286 amino acids)
Source: RefSeq, a predicted model, not a curated record
AUGUCCUCUUUCACUGAUAAGUCGAUAAACAUCGCCUUCUUCGGCUCAACAGGCGGCUGCGCAAAUGCCUGUCUGACUUACACUCUCAAAAACGGAUACAAAGCAAGCGCCCUCGCUCGGACUCCCUCGAAACUUCAAACCCAACUCUUAUCCCAAGGACUUGACCAGGCAACAAUCGACAAUAAUUUAACAAUCAUUCAAGGGGAUGCAACAGACGUUGAAGUCAUCAAGCGCACUCUCUCCCCAGAGAAAAACAACGGCAAAAUGGUCUCCCUCAUAAUUUCCGGAUUAGGCGGGCCUCCCAAAAUGACAGCCUCGCUUCAACCCAUCACCUUUGAUAAUCCAAACAUUUGCGAAAAUAGCAUGAAUGCCAUUCUAUCCGCCAUAGAAUUACUGCAGCCGCCCACGGCAACUGAAAAGGAAAAGCCCAUCCUCGUGGCUAUCUCCACUACUGGCAUCUCAUCCGGACCAAGAGACGUGCCAUACCUCCUCUACCCUCUUUGGCACUUCCUCAAAGUCCCACACAAGGACAAGAAAAAGAUGGAGCAUGCGAUUUUUGAUUCACCCUCUAAACGGCUUCUGAGAGGCGCCAUUGUCGUGCGUCCGACAUUGCUGGUUAGUGACCAUUCCAUCACCAGUGGGAAGGGGUGGAAGACGUUGAAGGUCGGGACGGAGAAUAAGCCGGCCCUGGGACAUUCGAUCCAGCGGGCGGAUGUCGGAGAGUGGAUAUUUGAGGAAAUGGUCAAGGCAAAAGGGGAAAAGUGGUUGAAUGAAAAGCCCAAGACCGGACACCACACGCUAAUCGCCCUCACCCCAAAUCCAUACAGCGUAAAGGCCACGUUUCAUUGGAAAGAAGUAUAA